Molecule: messenger RNA, 5156 nt
Organism: Electrophorus electricus (electric eel)
Lineage: Eukaryota; Metazoa; Chordata; Actinopteri; Gymnotiformes; Gymnotidae
Gene: strn4
Product: striatin, calmodulin binding protein 4
Cellular component (GO): dendrite
Molecular function (GO): protein-containing complex binding; armadillo repeat domain binding; calmodulin binding
Source: RefSeq, a predicted model, not a curated record
AUUCUCACUUCGAGUGGCGAAAAAGAAAACGGAAGACUGCUUUGGUAGUGAGUGCUAGUAACUGGAUAGCCACUAGCCUAUUCUUUUGACUCGCUGUUUUUCUCCUCCUUGCUUUGGCGACAGCUUACGCUAUAAUGGAGGCGGAAAGAUCCGGCGGGAUGGGCGGUGGAACGAGUCAGAACAUCACGGGCAGUGGAGCUACGCGAAAUCCGAACGGGCCCAAGACUGUAAUUGGUCCCGCUACUCCAGCAGCGGCCGCCGUCGGGACGAUUCCUGGAUCCUCCCAGCCACGGGAACAGCAAGACGGAGAAGCGGGCCUCUCGCUACCGGGGAUCUUACAUUUCAUACAAUAUGAAUGGGGUCGCUUCCAGGCGGAAAAAUAUCGAUGGGAAGCCGAGAGAGAUGAACUUAGGGCUCAGGUGGCGUUCCUGCAGGGAGAGAGGAAAGGACAGGAGAACAUGAAGCAAGAUCUGGUGAGGCGGAUUAAAAUGUUGGAGUAUGCACUUAAACAAGAGAGAGCCAAAUAUCAGAAACUGAAGACAGGCACUGAUCAGAGCCCAGGAGAGAAGAAACCAGAGGCUGAGAAUGAACCAAUUCCAAAUGGGCCAGCAGAAGUGGACAGUGAGCCACCCAGUCAAAUGUCCUGGAAGGAGGGACGUCAGCUGUUGCGCAAGUACCUUGAAGAGGUGGGUUACUCUGACACCAUCUUAGACAUGCGUUCUAAGCGGGUGAGGUCCUUGCUUGGUCGCAGCAGCGCUGAAGUGAACGGGCCAUUGCCGAAUGAGCCUCGCCCUGAACCCGAGCCCCAUACUGGAGGAGAGUCGCUGCUUGUACGCCAGAUAGAGGAGCAGAUCAAGAGGAACGCUGGGAAAGAGGGUUCUAAAGAGAGGAUGGGCGGCUCAGUGCUGGAUAAGAUUCCCUUCCUGCACAGCUGUGAGGAUGACGAAGAUGACAGUGAUGAAGACGAUGACUUCCAGGGCAUUGCCACAGAUUGCAUUGACGGACCACGCAAAACCAAGAAGUCCCGUGGCAAGAUGGGUGGUGAGCCCAUGACUACAGAUCUAGACCCUGAAGAUGAUGAUGAAGAUGACUCAGAAGAUGCCCUCAGUGAGUUUGAUUUUCUGGGCUCAGGAGAGGAGGCUGAGGGAGCGGGAGAAGAGCGCGUCUCAGGAGAUGGCCGAGAAUUAGAGAACCGCAGGAACAAGUUGCAAGGCAUGAUGUCUGAUUUCUCCCCCAAACCGGCUACGUCCCCCUCUAUCCCUGGCCAGUGUCGCUCUGGUGAAGGGGGCACUCUGGGAUUCUCCUCUGAUGUCUUCAUACUGGAUGCAGUCGGAGGAGGGGACAUAAACCUUGGCGAGCUGGCCGACCUCACUGUUGCUAAUGACAAUGACCUUACUAUUGACCUGCAGGACAGUCGAGAGGAGUUCAAGAAGACAUGGAAUCCACGUUUUACCCUGCGUAGCCACUUUGACGCUAUCCGAGCGUUGACCUUUCAUCCCACUCAGGCUGUGCUAUUGACAGCAUCCGAGGACGGCACGCUAAAGCUUUGGAACCUGAACAAGGCCAUGCACUCAAAAAAGAAUGCAGCGCUGGACGUUGAGCCUAUUUACACGUUCCGAGCCCACAGUGGUGCAGUCCUCUCUCUAGCCAUGGGUGAAGAAGGGGAGACCUGCUUCAGUGGUGGUCUGGAUGGUAGCGUGCGUGGUUGGAAAAUUCCAGAGCUUAACGUGGAUCCUUAUGACAAUUAUGACCCAGGUGUUGAGAGCAGUGUGUUGUUGGGACAUGAGGACUCAGUUUGGGAUCUGACCUAUUCCUCCACCCUGAAACGACUGGCCUCCUGCUCAGCUGACGGAACAGUGCGCAUCUGGGAUCCACAGAGCUCCACGCCCUGCAUAUCUGUCUUCAACAAAGAGAAAGAACACGGCACUCCCACCUCCAUUGCCUUUGGGAACGCUGACCUGUCCCAGGCAGUUGUGUCUUUCGACGGAGGCGAGACGGUCCUCUAUGACCUCAACACGGAGCAAAGCAUCAUUGUCCUGGAGACACAGACCAGGGAUGGUAGUGAUCUGAUUAACCGUGUGGUCAGCCAUCCUUCCCAGCCCAUCUCUAUUACUGCUCAUGAGAACCGCACUAUCCGUUUCAUGGACAACAAGACAGGGAAAGUGAUUCACUCUAUGGUAGCUCACUUGGAUGCAGUAACCUGCCUCACAACAGACCCUAAAGGCACUUACCUCAUCUCUGGCAGUCAUGACUGCUCUGUUCGCUUGUGGAUGCUGGAUAAUCGGACGUGCGUGCAGGAGAUCACAGCUCACAGGAAGAAGCACGACGAGGCCAUACACGAUGUUGCUUUCCACCCGGCUCAGCCCUUCAUCGCCAGCGCUGGAGCGGACGCCCUCGCCAAGAUCUUCGUCUGAAUGCCUCAUCUCAUCUUCAUUGGGGACACACCUCCACUGCUGGACCAGAACUGAGAAACUCGAAGCCAUUUUUCCUAAUCCCACACAUUACACAUACAUGGAGGAAACAGCAUAUCACUGCCUGUGUAAGAGGCAUCGGACUUCAUUGCACAUAGUACCUUCCUUCCCUUUGUACUGUUUUUGAAUACUAAUGGUUUUACUACUUGUUUUGAUUUAAUUUGUCACAGCCACUAUAAUAUUUUUCUUUGUCAAGUUCUUUAGCAUGUAGGGAGGGAGAUUCAUUGUUGAUGGGUGGACACAUUGCCCCAUGCUAAUGUAAUCAUUUCCAUUCUGAUGCCAUAUUUGGGACAGGUAUUUACUGCUUUUGACCAAUAGGAUACCUCUUAAGCUGCACAGUGUAACACAGUUUCAUAAGUCAUUAUUUCUAAGAUAAUAUGCCCACAUACAUGUUUGCCUAGUAAUAUGGGCAAAUUAUGCAUUUCAUUCCAAAGAUAGGUAUAGAAUUUUUCUCCCAUACGUACAGUGUAAGUCACAGCUGUAAUUCUGCUUCAACUACACACACAAAGCAUUAGAAUUUCAUUGUUCUCCAUCUCCUUUUCAUUCGUUACACCCUAUAGAUCAUGUGUUUUGCUGCAUAUGCGUCCAUGCAUGUAUGUGUGCUUGAAGCACCUGUGUGUGGAUGGCAGGGGUGGGGGAGUAGUAAUAUCAUUACCAUUCAUAUCCACACUGGUGGUCACAUGAUCUGUAGUGUUCAGUUGGUGAAUGACUCAAUGUUUUAUAUCAGUAAGUAAAAGACAUUUGCAGAGCAAACGCCUGUUAACCAGGUGUAAGAAAUAAAUUAUGUACAUAAGACACUAUCAAAGUAUGUGCUGUAAAUAACCUGCUGUGUCCAAAAUCUUUGCUAACCACAAAAAUCUUGGUGCUAACCACUUCUGAAUCAGGGAACUAUUAUAUGUGGAGGAGAACGAUUCUUAGUAUAAAUCUGCCUUUGCUUAGUUUCCUGCCACAGCUGGGUUUCAGACCAUCAACUGGUGCAAUGUUGUGGUGCGUUUUUUAAUAUAUAAAUGUUUUUUAGUAUACUUGAGGAUACCUCAAGUGUACUACUUGAAGACGUGAGGGAACCAAAUUAUAACAGAGCUGCCAUAGGCACACUGGACGAUAUUGAUAUUGGAACAGGGUAAAAAAGAAGUGAAAAUCAUUCACUUUAUUUAAAAAUCCAUUCUUAGAGGCAGAGACAUUUAACAGUCAGUGAGACUGAAGAGCACCGUUUCAAAUUUGGCUUCUAAGGCAGGGCUAAGAGCGUAAGGUUCUCUGUGUGUGAGGGGCUAGAAUGUGUUCAGGUGUUGGGCAAGUUGAUUGUCUCAUUCCCAUUAGUGCAGAGAGAGGAAAAAUGCCCAAGGGCUCCAAACGGGCCCGUGAUUAGGGCAGUGACCUGUGUCUCACUUAUAGCUCCAAACAGGCUCGUAAGAAGGUUAGUAACCUGUCUUGCUUGCUCCCUGUUCUCCCAGUGACAAGAGAGAAACACUCGAAGAGAUAUAAAUGUGGGGAAGCAGGUAAAGGGUGAGCAGCUCAAAAUAGCAGGUUUUUGCUGACUUCCAUAUUGCUGGGCGUAUGUUUUUACUUUGAGUGGUUCCUUUUCAAUAGUAGAAGAGGAAUAGCUAUACAAACAAUGGAAAGUGCAAUUUCCAUAAGCAACAGUCACAGCCACGGAGAGGCUCGGUGUCCGCGAGAAACUCUGCCUCCUCAAUUUCUUUCUCUCCAUCCUGAAACAAGUGGUCCUUGCCAACAGACUGCGCAGGAUUAGAACUUCUGACAUUUCAUGACUUUUGGAGAAAAUGUUAUGCUUAUGAUUUUGUAUAUGAUAAACACUGCUUGGUGUGGGUACAAUGGUAAUAAUGUCUAUAGUGACUGUAGUGCAUAUUGAUGGUGGGGGUUAUGUUGUCCAGUCGACAAAUAUUAAACACACAACUACAGCCUGAUGAAGGUAAUGUUUUACUGCACACUAACAGAUUGCCUUCAUAAUAUACUACAUGUGUAAAUGAACACAGAUCACACAGUUUUCAUAAGGUUCUUUCACUGUCCCGUUCUCUCCCAUAGACUGCAGAUUGCAUGGGUAUGUAUACAGUUCUUUAGCUCCUAUUUCUGUACCUGGAAACCCAGACCAGCCUUUCAAUUGCUACAAAAGUAAUCACAUUCCUUACCAAGUGAUAAAGCAAAGAUUACAAAAGGUAGUUGCCAUUUCAUAAAUGUGCCAUUUCACCCUUUUUGCAUUUUAUUAGAGUUAUAAUUAUUACGACUGAAAAUAUUACAGUGUAAGAUGACAAUAGUAUCAAGUGAUUUUUUUUUUUUUUAGCCUUAGAAUGUAUUUGUGAUCGAGAAAAGAGGUGUAAAACUGUUGCGUGAAAGUUUUUAAAAAGCUGAAUGUCAAAGGGAAAAGAGUCAGUCCAAGGCAAAAGAAAAAGGACUCUGCUUUCUGUUUUUGUUUUUCAUUUUUUAAUGGCAGUUUAUCACUGUGUGAUAUGUUGUGCAUCAUAUUAAGCUGCAUUCAAACAUUAUUCUCUAACUCCAAGGGAUAAAGACCUGCUUUUUAUUUAUUUUUUGUUAUAUAUGUUUUUGAAUUUUGCAUUAUAGCUUGUAUCAAAUUACACAAUGACACAUUUCUGUUUAUCAAUUUUAUUUACUAUGCAGGUCUUCUGUUUUGUUAUUUGGAAAGAAAACAAUUAAACGGUUUUGUAUAUACAA